CCUUGCUAAUAUCUCGUGGGUGUCGGACGACUCUCGAAUACUCCAACAUCUUUGCGUAAACAUGAUCGUCCUUUGUCAUUUUUGUGACCAAAACGUGUUAUCGGUGAAUGGACGUUAAAUCUAUGAAUGAAAUGUUCGUCUCACUGUUGAAUGUGACUUGUGUUAUGUGUAGCAAAAAAUAAGACACAAGAAGCAUAAAAGUAGUUAGUUUUUGGUUUAUUAUCUGACCAUGAGCCAUGACCAAAACCCAUGUCAUGGUGAAUUAGAGGUUGGAUUUUAUUGUGCUUUGUGUCGCUACAUAGUGUGAUUGAACAGUCAUUGCGUCCGUUCUGUGAUUGUGUUGUGGGAGGAAUUUUAAUUUAAUGUUUACAUCUGGGUACUUGAAGUUAGCGGAUGACUUUAAUAUUGCUUAUAGGUACUACUUCAAAUCUUAAUUAGAAUUGUGAUUUCCAACGAAUAAUCACGAAUUUCUUUUAAAGUCACGCAGUAUUCCGACAACAUUUUUCCGAGGAUUUUCCUUAGUCAGUUAAAACUUAUUGUUUUACGAUUAACAUUGGUUAAUCAGCACGUCGUUAACAUCAGGAUAUUGUUGCGUUAACGGCUUACUAAAACCUACAAAGUUAUUAAUCGCUUCUACACGACUCCAAAAAUCUUACUCGUUUCGCGUCACGCAUUAUUGAUGACCACUGUUAUCUCUAAAAUUAGUGGUUAUUCUUAGCUCAUACACGUUAACGCAAUCUUGAUUCGAUGUUCCCUUUAUACACCGCAAGUGGAAUUCCCUGAUUGAGUAACCGAGACCGAGACAGCCUCUUAACACCAUUGCGAAGCCGGCUCACCUGUCGCCAGCACCUACGUCGCGUUUAGUCGUUUAGAGAAUUAAUACAAAAUAAAUGACUGUCGCCUCGUUAGUUAAAAUUGGAGAAACCAAACAAAUGACAGUCGCGUGCUAGCAGCGCCCGAGGAUGUACACAAUAGUGUUGUUGGUGUUAAUCGCGCAGACUGUAGCCGGUCGUGUAGAAUGUGAUAUCGAAAACAGUGUGGACAUAUCGACAGGGAAACGUUUAUCUAACGGGGACAUUUUAUACCAGAAUGAAAUUUACAAUAGACACCAAUAUUACAUCGAUAACGAAACUUUACGUGAAAGAGGAUGUGUUUGUUUGAAAAAAACUUGUAUCAGAAAAUGUUGUCCUGUGGGGCAGGGAUACACCAAGAAGGCUUGUGUGGAUGUGGCUGAACCGUUCGAUCCCCCAAUAUGGAAUGACCAUGUACCACAGAGAGGGAUGAACGUGUCCAGGUUCGGCCUGGUGUCCGGGAUAGUGAAGUGUAGGGAGAAUAUGGUGAGACUGAAGAUAAACGGAACAGUGAAGGGAGACUUUCGCCUAUUGGUGGACGGAAGGCUGUUCAUCCAAGUGCCAGGCAGUGUCAACCCCUGGCUGAAGCGGGAAACUGACGAGUACUGCAUAGACAGCUUCAUACAAGAACAUGAGGAUGGAUCGACUAGUACCAAGCUGGACGCACUGGUGUGCUUCCCUCAAGAUGAAGAAGAUAGCUCGAAUUACGUCGUCAGUUCCACUUGUAUGCUGAUCUCGUCAGCGUUCUUCAUCGUGACCAUAGCGGUGUACGCGCUGCUGCCUGAGCUGCAGAACCUGCACGGACGGGUGCUGAUGGUCUACCUCGCCUGCAUGUGCGUGGGCUUCACCUUCCUGGCCGCCAUGCAGAUUAUGAUCACCGUCAAUAACACCACGAUCACGAUCUGCAUUGGACUCACAUUCGUGAUCUACUUCGCUCUGCUGUCUGCUUUUUUCUGGCUUAACGUCAUGUGUUUCGACAUUUGGUGGACUUUUAGUGGCAAGCGGGGUCUGUCUUUCGAGAAGCUAUCGAUGCGCGCGCGUUUCUGCGCGUACGCAGCGUACGCCUUCGGGUUCCCGACCGGCUUGACGAUAAUCCUAGCAGCGCUCGAGUUCUCCGGGCUACCCUCGCACCCAGCCAUGCCCAUGUUGAGACAACAGGGAUGCUUCCUUCACGGCACAAGUAAAUUGCUGUACCUGUAUGGCCCCAUGAUGAUCCUUUGCGUAGCCAACAUCGUGUUUUUCAUACUGACCGCGUGGAAGAUCAACCAGAUUAAACAACAGACGCAGAAGACCCUCAAGUCUAAGGACAGCGCUACUACAGACCAGCACCGGAAUGACAGGCAAAGACUACUUCUCUACGUAAAACUCUUCACUAUAAUGGGCAUCAACUGGAUCUUGGAGAUAAUCAGUGGCCAAUACCCACAGACCAACAUAGUGUUUCGCAUCAUUGACGUCUACAACGUCAUGAUCGGCGUGUUCAUCUUCAUCAUCUUCGUCUGCAAGCGCAAAAUCUUCCGCCUGAUGAAAAAGAGGUUCAAUGAAACAUUUCGCAUCUCACACAGCGAUAGUGGAGACAGGCCGAUAGGCCACAGGGACGUGAGGAAUUGGAAGGCAUAUCAGCAGCAAAGAGGCAGUCUUGAUACAGUACAACCAGAUGCGCGGGAAGCCCAUGUCCCGCACACAGACGCAAACCACCUCGACACGCACGCUGUCCUCCCGAGAUGAUGUCCGCAUGAACUCUGUCAAGAAUAACCAGCAACUUUGAGUCCUCUGAAUGGUCUUGAUGUAGCGACAUUUGCUGAAGUCGAGGUUUGCUACAGCAGAAAUU
Messenger RNA from Cydia splendana, 2679 nucleotides. RefSeq names its product G-protein coupled receptor Mth2-like. The record is from RefSeq and is a predicted model, not a curated record. The coding region runs from base 963 to 2576 and encodes 537 amino acids. Lineage: Eukaryota; Metazoa; Arthropoda; Insecta; Lepidoptera; Tortricidae. Gene Ontology annotation, molecular function: G protein-coupled receptor activity. Gene Ontology annotation, biological process: cell surface receptor signaling pathway. Gene Ontology annotation, cellular component: membrane. The transcript has 9 exons.